Molecule: messenger RNA, 6069 nt
Organism: Stomoxys calcitrans (stable fly)
Lineage: Eukaryota; Metazoa; Arthropoda; Insecta; Diptera; Muscidae
Product: receptor-type guanylate cyclase Gyc76C
Exons: 16
Coding region: 712-5388 (1558 amino acids)
Biological process (GO): receptor guanylyl cyclase signaling pathway; cGMP biosynthetic process; protein phosphorylation
Molecular function (GO): guanylate cyclase activity; peptide receptor activity; ATP binding
Source: RefSeq, a predicted model, not a curated record
AAAUUUGACGAGAAUAGACGUGAGAAGGCGCGCAAUUUUUGUCCGAUUUUUCGAUUGUCGUUCGGGCAAUUGGAAAUAAAUAAUUUUCUUCAACGUUUUACGUGAAAUAUUACGUUAUACAGUAUUUAAAAGGCAACAAAGAAGAAAUGUUGGAAGUGUGUGGAAACGUGUAACUUUUUAUGUGUUAUGUACAGCAAACAACAGAUAAGACUACAAAAACAAAAAAAAAAAAAUGUUCUUCAUAUUCACUUACACUUGGAUAAAUUGAGAGAGUUAACUCGGCGGCGUGAGAGUAAAAGAUCUCGACAUAUGGAAUACAAGAAAACAACGUAAACGACAGUGAGUGAUCGUGAAAAAUUAUAACUAUUUGAAAGUUCGCUACGCCAUAUGAUAAAAAUCGGAGAUUAUCUUUAAAAAAUUAAGUGAUAAAGAUUGAAAUUAGUUAAGUGCUAGCUAAGUGUUUUGCCAGUGCCCAAUCCACACCCACCCAUACACCACUUGGCCACUUCAAAUCCAAGAGAAUCUAGAAUCUGUUGCUGCUGUUGUCGCUGUUGAAUUUAUGGAUAAAUGAAAUCGGAAGCAAUUCGUCUUUUUGUAAAAAAAUCCAAUUGCCAAAGCAGCUGUUCCCUCCAUAUUAGCAAUAACACUACCAACAUUGAAAACCAUUGCUACCCAUAGGUGUCGCGCUGAUCGGCCCCGGCCAAAGGGGCCAUGAAGCGGUGGCCCUUUAUCAUCUUACAAUUGCUCUCGGUGGCAGUAGUACUGAUUCCGGGUGUGAGAUGUGUCCGCAGCACUGGAGACCGGACUGUUAUCAAUGUCGGUUAUCUGACGGCAUUGACGGGCGAACUGAAAGAUAAACAGGGCCUGGCCAUUUCUGGGGCUCUAACCAUGGCAUUAGAAGAGAUUAACAAUGACACCAGUCUGCUGCCCAAUGUUCAGCUAGCACUGCGCUGGAAUGACACCAAAGGAGAUACAGUCCUGGCCACCAAAGCUAUAACGGAAAUGAUUUGUGAUGGCAUUGCAAUGAUUUUUGGACCUGAAGGUCAUUGCUAUGUCGAGGCGAUUGUCACUCAGAGUCGUAACAUUCCAAUGAUAUCCUAUAAAUGUCCCGAAAACAAAGCAUCCUCUAUACCAACGUUUGCACGAACUGAACCCCCCGAUAAUCAGGUCAUCAAGUCGGUCAUUUCUCUCCUGCGCUACUAUGGUUGGAAAAAGUUUUCCAUUCUACACGAUGAAGGCUGGACAAUGGUGGCCGAACUGCUAAAGGCCGAGGCCAUCAAAAAGAAUAUGACCAUUAACCACAAGGAAUCGUUCAUUGACAACAUGGCCAAGUGCUGCGAAGAGAUGUUGGCAUGUUGUCGCACUGGAUUUUGGUAUCAGAUUGUCCAAAAUACCAUGAAUCGUACUCGCAUCUAUGUUUUUCUGGGUACUGCUAAUGCGCUGGUGGAAUUUAUGGCAUCUAUGGAUACGGCAAAUCUAUUCGCAAAAGGGGAAUACAUGGUGAUAUUCGUGGACAUGAUGACCUAUACCCCAAAAGAAGCUGAAAAGUAUUUGCGGAAGCCGGAACAAGUGGAGCACAUGCGAAGUUGCGGCGAAUCGGACAAUUUCAUUCAACGUGCCAGAAGCUUACUGGUCGUGGCCUCCACACCGCCCACCGACAGCUAUGAGAACUUCACGGCCAAAGUCAGAGAGUACAACUUGAAGCAGCCAUUCAACUUUACCUUGCCGCUUAUAUUCCACAGCAACAACUUCAUCAAGUUUGUCUCCAUCUAUGCCGCCUAUCUGUACGAUUCGGCCAAGUUAUAUGCCUGGGCUUUGGACGAACUAUUGCGCAACUCUACUAAAGAUCGACCCCUGACGGAUGAGGAGAUCUAUAACAUAGCUAGCGAUGGAACCAGGAUCAUAGAGACCAUCAUCAAAAAUGGCACAUAUAAAAGUGUUACUGGUGCCACAAUCAAAAUCGACAAUAAUGGCGACUCUGAGGGAAAUUUCUCUGUGCUGGCCUACAAACCGUUCAGAUACUCGUAUCGUGAUAACCUUUUGUGUAAUUUCCAUAUGGUUCCCGUUGCCCAUUUUCAGCAAGGAAGUGAUAUUCCAGAGUAUAAACUCAUCAAUGGAUCCAUGCGGGUAGACUGGCCUUCGGGUGGUGAUCGCCCCUUUGACGAGCCCAUGUGUGGCUUUGCCAACGAGCUUUGUAAGAAAGACGAUCGCCAUAUAACUUCUUUGGUGGCCGCGGGCAUUUUAGGUCUGCUUCUGUUUUGUGCUGGUGUUGUCACCAUGAGCAUAUACCGCAAGUGGAAGAUCGAACUUGAAAUCGAAGGUCUUUUGUGGAAAAUAGACAUUUCCGAAAUCAAAGGCUAUGCGGGAAACGACAUAGUCUCUUCGCCCAGCAAGCUGAGCUUGGUUAGCGCCCAAUCCUUUGGUUCGCGCUGUUCGAAUCAAGUGUUCACUUCAACAGCUCGCUUACGCGGCGCCGUGGUCCGCAUCAAGGAGUUAAAGUUUCCCCGCAAGAAGGAUAUGUCGCGGGAAAUCAUGAAGGAGAUGCGUUUAUUGCGCGAACUUCGCCAUGAUAAUGUGAACAGCUUCAUUGGAGCUUGCGUCGAGCCUAUGCGCAUUUUGCUGGUAACCGACUACUGUGCCAAGGGCAGUUUGUACGACAUCAUUGAGAAUGAGGACAUCAAAUUGGACGAUUUGUUUAUAGCAUCACUUAUUCACGAUCUCAUAAAGGGAAUGAUAUACAUACACAACUCAUCGUUGGUGUUCCAUGGGAAUUUGAAGUCUUCCAACUGUGUCGUCACUUCAAGGUGGAUGCUGCAGGUGACCGAUUUUGGCUUACAUGACCUGCGCCACUGUGCUGAGAGCGAGUCAAUAGGGGAGCACCAGCAUUACCGAAAUCAGUUUUGGAAAGCUCCCGAAAUCUUGAGAAAUCCCCAUGUAUAUGGCUCCCAAAAGGGUGAUGUGUACGCCUUUGCCAUUAUAAUGUACGAAAUAUUUAGUCGCAAAGGGCCCUUUGGACAGACGCAGUACGAGCCAAAGGAAAUCGUCGAUUUGGUGAAAAAGGAACCUCUCAAAGGACACCUGCCAUUUCGUCCGGAACUGGAGUGCAUAAUCGAGGGAGAGUUGUGUCCGGACUAUGUGCUGAGCUGCAUAACUGAUUGUUGGCACGAAGAUCCAGAGGUUAGGCCAGACUUUCACACCAUACGUACCCGUCUGAAGAAGAUGCGCGGCGGCAAAACGAAAAACAUCAUGGAUCAAAUGAUGGAGAUGAUGGAGAAGUAUGCCAACAACUUGGAAGACAUCGUCACAGAGCGAACCCGUCUACUGUGCGAGGAGAAGAGAAAAACCGAAGACCUUUUGCAUCGAAUGCUGCCACAGUCGGUAGCCGAAAAACUUACCAUGGGAAUGGGUGUUGAGCCUGUUUCGUAUGACCUGGUUACCAUAUACUUCAGCGACAUUGUCGGCUUUACUGCCAUGUCGGCCGAGAGCACUCCACUGCAGGUGGUCAACUUUCUGAAUGAUCUCUACACGGUGUUUGAUCGCAUCAUUCGAGGAUACGAUGUCUACAAAGUGGAGACCAUAGGAGAUGCGUAUAUGGUUGUAUCCGGAUUGCCUAUUAAGAAUGGCGAUCGACAUGCCGGUGAGAUUGCGUCCAUGUCUCUGGAGUUGUUGCAGGCUGUAAAACAGCACAGAAUUGCACACAGACCGAAUGAGACACUUAAGCUGCGCAUUGGAAUGCAUACUGGCCCCGUGGUUGCGGGCGUGGUGGGUCUCACAAUGCCGCGCUAUUGCCUGUUUGGGGACACGGUAAACACCGCAUCCCGCAUGGAGUCCAACGGCGAAGCAUUAAAGAUACACAUCUCCGGAAAGUGCAAAGAAGCCUUGGACAAAUUGGAUGGCUAUGUGACGGAGAAACGUGGCCUCGUCCACAUGAAAGGCAAAGGCGAGGUCGUUACCUACUGGCUGGUGGGAGCGACAGAGAAGGCAAUACAAAAGAAGCCAGUGGACAUGACUGAUCUGCCUCCACCACUUUUUUGCCGACCACGCAGGAGUCCAAAACUAAACUCCGACUCCAGACAACCGAGUAUUAUCGGCAUGCAUUUCGGUGGCGGGGGCACUGGGUCCAGGCGGCAAUCCAGCAGUGUACCACGAGCCGAUAUGGAAUCCAGCUGCAGCCUACAGGGCUCCACAUAUCAAGUGCAACGUGAAUCUCCCCGUUUGUCGGCGAAAAGAUAUGACCGGCCGUCAGCAAACGGUGUGGGAAGUUUCCAAGACAACAGCAUACCUGAGCAAAUGAGCUUUUGCGGGAGCGGCAGUUGUGAUGUUGGCGCUUCUGAUAUCUUGCCAGAGUCUCCUAGCUUUUCGCAUAGUACUCUGGAGCAUUCCGAAACAAACUGUGAUAAUAACGGCGUGGGUGUCAACGGUGGCGUCAGCUCACCACUAUGGACAUCGCGCCUUAUUGCUAGUCUCUCACAAAAACCUCGGGCCAUGGUGCGCCCUCAUCGAAUUGUCAACUCUCCAAACUAUUCUCAGGACUAUUAUGGUAGUGGAUUUAUAAGUGGCACUUCUGUGAUUGCUCAUCAUAACUUACGAGAAGCACGUUCUCUUGACCCCAUACCCUUUCAAUUGCGGAAACGUCAUGAGCCAAAGAUACUGCCGCCCUCGAAACUAAGCAAAAACAAUUCAAGAUCUUUGGAUGCAGGUGUAUCACUUAUAAGUGAAGAUCCAAAUGGAGAUGCCAACGAAACAUCACUGCAGGGAACGAAGGAACGGCAGUCCGACUCAUCGCAGCAACAUAAAGCGCUCACAUCUCAUCCGAGCAAUGCCAUUGAGUCAGCGGAAUUUGGUGAUGACAUCGGCCUUCUGGGGAUGCGAGAUAAUGGGGACAUUAGUAAUCGCAAUUCGGCUAUCAUUGUUCCAGUGGGUUCAUCCGUCCUUAACAGAAGGCGCAGUGGCGGCGGCAUUAGCACGAGCACCACUGUAUCCAUGCCGCCGUACAAACAUCUCAAUAACAAUUGCAAUGGUGGCAUGACAAUUGACGAGGAUGCUCAGGCUCCUCUGCUGCAGCGCCAAGCCUCCCUUACCGCCACUCCAACCCUAGAGAAGGCCAAACGAUGGCAUUCUCUCGAAGGCAUCGAACAUCACACUGUCAAUAGUGUCAGCUACGCGGCCGACAUUGAAACGGCAGCACCCUCAAAGAAAACCACCCGCAAUCCUGCCGGCGAUGGCAACUCUUCCUCCAUCAUAGAUCGUCUGACAAGCAUAUUUCACAGCAACGGCAGAAAGAGAGCGAAUCCUUCGCUGCGACGCGUCGGUAUAUUGCCCAACUCUGUUCGAGGUGUACACGGCUUCAGUGACGGUCCAUCGAGAGACCGCGAAAGUAUAGUGUAACACACGCUCUGCUUUUUGCCUGCAAUCUCGUUGUCCUUCUCCGCAGAAUUGUGUCUAGUCACAGUCUCUAGACUAACUAUGUAUUUUUUUCUUAACAAGUUUUUGUACACACACACACACACACACACACACACACACAUAAUAUUAGCUUCACCCUCCCCAGCCGCCUCCUCCCCUCUCCCCUCUCUUUUCUCCUCAAUGUGUAUCCUUACCUCUUCCUCUCUCACACGCACACACACACACACACUCACACACACUAGAAUUAUAUUUAAAUACUAUUAGUUUUAACCUUCGCCCGUACCACAUAGUAGUUACAUGUAUCCAAAACUAGCAACACAGCAGACAACAUUUAUGCUUAGGAUCAUUUUAAUUUAGAUUACAAACUUAGUCAUAAAAUAAAAUCUAUUUUCUAUGUACGUAGAGGCGCAGUUGUUGUGUCCCCCACCAUACAAUACAAAAUUCAGACGAAGUAUCAUAAGUUCAGUUCAAUCAACUACAGCCAUACGUACAACAACAACAACAAAACAUCAUUUAUGUACGUAAGUACAUAUGGACCAAUGUAAUCAUUCAUUCAUUCAAAAAAAGGUAUUGCUUUUGACCACAACUCAUUUACGCACCACGAACCCAACACACCUCCCCCCCUCCGUUUGGAAAAAUUAAAUAUAAUUGUAGGCACGAUCA